This is a messenger RNA of Exserohilum turcica Et28A, 1401 nucleotides long. RefSeq lists its product as uncharacterized. Lineage: Eukaryota; Fungi; Ascomycota; Dothideomycetes; Pleosporales; Pleosporaceae. The transcript has a single exon. The record is from RefSeq and is a predicted model, not a curated record. The coding region runs from base 1 to 1401 and encodes 466 amino acids.
AUGUGCAACAUAAUAACGCACCAAUACACUUGCACACAUGUAUUGCCUCACAUACGCUCUAUAUGUAACGCUCGUAUUGUGCGUCGGAAAAGUCGCUCUUUUACUUCUACUUCUACUACUACCUCUUCUUCUUCCUCCUCUUCUCACUCGUAUACUAGCACAACAACAACAACAACAAAACCCGCCUGCACCGCAUCCCCCCUCCUAACCCUGCACCACACCACCCCGUGUCCCACAUGUCUGUACAAAAUCUGGCUCCAAACCUGGCUUGACAAGUCUAGUCGUUCGAAAAAGUUUUUGCGUCUACUGCAGGAGCGAGAUGGUGAUGAUGGUGGGGAAGAGGAGGAUACACGUGUCGUGCGUGAAUUGGUAAGCGCGCUGCACCAGAAGAUGCAGGCGGAGAUGUGGAUGUGGAGUCGGAUCGAGGGAAUUGGACUUGGACUUGGAUUUGGAUUUGGACUGGGUGGGGGUAGGGAGAAGAGGAGGAGGAGGAGGAGGAGAGUGGGAAAUGGAAAUGGAAAUGGAAAUGGUAGGAGAGGAUCCGUGUUACGGUUCGAGGUAUAUGCGAGUGAUAUUGGUAUGCCCAGCGAAGGAUACGAGGAGGAAGAGGAGGAAGAGGAAGAGGAAGGUGAAGAAGAAGAGGAAGAGAAAGAGAAAGAUAAAUCGGGGUAUGAGAGAGACUCAGAAUGGAAUUCAGAGACAGACUGGAAAUGGAAAUGGGAAUGCGACUCGGAAUCCCGAAAUCCAACAACAACAAGAGAAUUUGAGAAUGAUGGUUUGGGGAUUGGAAUUGGAAUCUCGGAUUCCCUUGCUACGUAUAACGCGGAUACGACUUCUUGGAGCAACCAUGGCCAUGGCGACAGAAACCAUGGCAAGACUGACUCGGAUCUUUUCGACCACAGCUUCUGGACUCAGGACAUAGAUGCAGAUGCAGACACAGACGGAGACAUAGAUGCAGAUGCAGAUGGAGAUGUACAACGAGACUCUGACAUCAAUCCAAGUACCUGGCCGUGGGAUCCUCCUCCACCACCAUCACCCCCUACUCUUCUUCUCCCCACCACCACCGCAAUCGCCCAGCCAUUCAACGCCGCAAACCCGGAAUACCAGACUCCAGACUCAGAAGAUCAUGCUUCGGAACUUGAUACUAUCAUCACUUCACACACGCCUUCUUCACUCGUAGCAUGGGAUUCUUCAGAUGUAGAAACGACUCCGAGUACUGCUCUCAAUGCAAACGGUGAUUUGUAUACCACCACCACCACUACUACGACUACUGCAGAACACCAUGACGAGCACACACGCAAAGUCGUAGCUGCGUUCUGGUCUGUAGUCAAUGGCACGACGGAGAUCAGCUCAGCAUCCGUUCUACGCUUAUUACAUGAUUUUAGGCAAGAUGGAACAUAA